AAAAUAUUUGAAACUUUUGAAGCAGAAGGAUUUUCUGUAAUAGAGACAAGUACUCUAACAGAAGAAGGUGUAAUCCAAGUUAAAACAGAGGCCUGUGACAGACUGUUGGCCCAUCGUGUUGAUACUAAAAUGAAAGGAAAUAAAGUGAAUGAAGUUUUGAAUAGAUUACACUUGGCCAUGCCAACCAAAAGAGAUAACAAGGAGCGGCUGCCUUUUAUACCUGAGGGAGCAGUAGCACGUAGGAAACGCAUGGAAGUAGACACGCCCAAGAGGAAAUUGGAGAGAGAUCUUGAACUUGAAAUGGGAGAUGAUUACGUUUUGGAUCUUCAGAAAUACUGGGACCUAAUGAAUUCAUCCGAAAAAUAUGAUAAAAUACCAGAGAUAUGGGAAGGUCAUAAUAUACUUGACUACAUUGAUCCAGAUAUAAUGAGAAAACUGGAAGAAUUAGAGAAAGAGGAAGAGCUGAGAGAAGCUGCUGGAGAAUAUGACAGUGAACCAGAAAGUGAAGAUGAAGAAAUGAUGGAAAUCCGACAGCUGGCAAAACAGAUCCGGGAAAAGAAGAAACUGAAAAUCCUGCAGUCAAAGGAAAAAGAUACUCGAGGUCCGAGGAUGCCCAGAACAGCUAAAAAGGUCCAGCGGAAGGUGCUAGAGAAAGAAAUGACUGAUCUUGGACUCGACAUGACUAAUAAAGAUGAUGCACAUUAUGUGAGAAGGUCCCGUAGUGCUACAAGGAAACGUAAACGUGAUGAAUCUGAAACCCCUAAGUCUGUGGCACGCAGUCGCAGCUCCUCUCGCACACCUCGGGAUGUUUCUGGUCUUCGUGAUGAAAAGAUGGUGAAGAAGGUCAAGACUAUGGCAAAGAAAGCUCAAAAGAAAAUGAAUCGCCUGGGCAGGAAGGGAGAGGCGGACAGACACAUAUUUGACUUGAAGCCAAAACAUCUGCUGGCUGGAAAGAGAAAAUCUGGUAAAACACAGAGAAGAUAAGCAGUCUUCUGAAUUAAAAUGAAUUAAAACUAA
Molecule: messenger RNA, 1017 nt
Organism: Pterocles gutturalis (yellow-throated sandgrouse)
Lineage: Eukaryota; Metazoa; Chordata; Aves; Pterocliformes; Pteroclidae
Gene: GTPBP4
Product: GTP binding protein 4
Exons: 9
Biological process (GO): ribosomal large subunit biogenesis
Cellular component (GO): nucleolus
Molecular function (GO): GTPase activity; RNA binding
Source: RefSeq, a predicted model, not a curated record